Candoia aspera is the source of this 458-nucleotide messenger RNA. It is a transcript of the gene CARTPT, whose product is annotated as CART prepropeptide. Gene Ontology annotation, molecular function: neuropeptide hormone activity. Gene Ontology annotation, biological process: negative regulation of appetite; cellular response to starvation; adult feeding behavior. NCBI's taxonomy places the organism in Eukaryota, Metazoa, Chordata, Lepidosauria, Squamata, Candoiidae. Bases 1 to 336 code for a protein of 111 amino acids. The transcript is spliced from 3 exons. The record is from RefSeq and is a predicted model, not a curated record.
AUGGAGAGUUCCCGCCUAUUCGCCCUGGUAGGAGCCGCUGUACUGUUGCUUGCGGGAGCCCACGGUCAGGAAGAAGGCGAGCUUCAGCCCCGAGCCUUGGAUCUCUAUUCCACCAUGGAGGAUACAUCCCACGAGAAGGAGCUGAUUGAAGCACUGCAGGAAGUCCUGGAGAAGCUGAAAAGCAAACGGCCCCCACAUUAUGAGAAGAAGUAUGGUCAAGUCCCCAUGUGUGAUGCAGGAGAGCAGUGUGCAGUGAGAAAAGGUGCCAGGAUUGGAAAGCUCUGUGACUGUCCCAGAGGAACAUCUUGCAAUACUUUUCUCUUGAAGUGCUUGUAAAGAAAAGUCCCUCCCCCAACCUCUGGAGAACAGAGAAAAAAGCCAGUUGCCUUGCCUGAAGAAUUUAUCCUGAGAUACGGAUGCAGGUGGGUGGGGUGGAGAAUGGUCUGUAUUCAUCACGU